AGCGUGAGGGGCGCUGGGCGUCCCGUCCGUCCUCCGGGGCCCGUGCGGAGGGUCCGGUGUCCCCCCCCUUUUUCCGCGGGCGGAGUGGUAGGUUCCGCCUCCAGCUGACCGGCCUGGAAUCCCGGCUGGGAGCCCCGCACUCGCCCCCGCAGCCCCGCCGCUCGCCCCCCGGGACUCGCCCCGCGGCCACCAUCGCCAUGGGAGACGCCGGCAGCGAGCGCAGCAAAGCGCCCAGCCUGCCGCCACGCUGCCCCUGCGGCUUCUGGGGGUCCAGCAAGACUAUGAAUCUGUGUUCCAAAUGCUUUGCUGAUUUUCAAAAGAAACAACCAGAUGAUGACUCUACUCCCAGCACAAGUAACAGCCAAUCAGACCUGUUUUCUGGAGAAACAAACAGCGACAACAGCAAUACCUCUUUAACUUCAGCGACUGUUAACUCCAACCAGCCCCAGCUUUCGACAGAAUUGAAUGUAACUUCACCAAGCAAAGAAGAAUGCGGGCCCUGCAUGGAUACAGCUCAUGUCUCAUUAACUACGCCAACCAAAAGAUCCUGUGACUCAGAUUCCCAGUCUGAGAGCGAGGCUUCUCCGGUGAAACGGCCACGACUCCUGGACGAUCCCCAGCUGCCCGAGGAAACCAGCCGGUCCAAACAGAAGAGCCGCCGCCGGUGUUUCCAGUGCCAAACCAAACUGGAACUGGUACAGCAGGAACUGGGAUCGUGUCGCUGUGGCUACGUGUUCUGUAUGUUACACCGCCUUCCCGAGCAGCACGACUGUACGUUCGACCACAUGGGCCGCGGGCGAGAGGAAGCCAUCAUGAAAAUGGUGAAACUGGACCGAAAAGUGGGGCGAUCCUGCCAGCGCAUCGGGGAGGGCUGUUCCUGAGUUGCCAGACCCACGGCCCCCCCAGUGCUCUUCUUAGUUCACUAAUGUUAGCCUUAUUUAGGACAAAGUCAGCCAGACACCUUGUACUGGGCAAGUUUCAGACUACAGCCAAUCAGCUUCCUUUCGUUAGCCAACCAACCUGGUACUGUAGUUUAGGGGUUGAUGAUGGUGGUUGGAAUUGAUUUCUGGCUGGUUACUAAGGUGCCUGCUAGCCAAUGUAUGAAAUUAAAACGUGAAGAAUAAUUUUUUUUUUUUUUUUUUUUGAGCAUGGCUAGUGGAUUUAAAGCAAACGAAACAAACAAAAAACCAAGCAAACAAAACCCGAAGGCUUCUCUCACUGCUGGAGUCAAACUUAGAAAAAAAAAAAAAAGCCUUAAGUGGGAAAGGUCAGAAGGAGACUUUGAGUAAAGAGAGGAGCAGAAGGCGGUGUUUAAAGUUCCCCGGCACCCACCCGACUCUGCCGGCACCUCUGGUUAACGUACAGCCUUUCACCUCUUCACCUGCCCUCGGUUCCGAAGACGCGAAACCCCCAUCUCACCCCCGCUGGCCGGCCGUGGCCCCCGGGAGCUUGCGGGCCACUGUCGGGGGGUCUUUCCGGGUAGCCAAGU
This is a messenger RNA of Tachyglossus aculeatus (Australian echidna), 1489 nucleotides long. It is a transcript of the gene ZFAND3, whose product is annotated as zinc finger AN1-type containing 3. Bases 198 to 881 code for a protein of 227 amino acids. The record is from RefSeq and is a predicted model, not a curated record. The transcript is spliced from 6 exons. Gene Ontology annotation, molecular function: zinc ion binding; DNA binding. Lineage: Eukaryota; Metazoa; Chordata; Mammalia; Monotremata; Tachyglossidae.